CGGAGAUUAUGCAUUAUUCUUGUAGUGUUUAAUUUAUAUUUUUACCUAUAGUACACUAAAAACGCAUACGCAUCUCUUACAUACACUUGAUCAUAGAAUUAUAGAUGAUUUUCUCUUUCCUUGAAACAUAUAUUUAUACAUAUAUAAAUAGAGGCAGAUACAUGUAACCUCAGCAUUGGUAUCUCAAAAAAUAUUUGCCAUCUCUCUCAUAUCACUAUUCGUCGUCUGUUUCUCUCUCAUUCAAAUGUCAAUAAACCAUUACUCAAGCGAUUUCAACUACCAUUCUCUCAUGUGGCAACAACAGCAGCAGCAGCAACACCACCACCCAAACGACUUCGUUGAGGAAAGAGAAGCUCUUUUCGAGAAACCCUUAACACCAAGUGACGUCGGAAAACUCAACCGCCUUGUCAUCCCAAAACAGCACGCCGAGAGAUACUUCCCUCUCGCCGCAGCCGCCGCAGACGCGAUGGAAAAGGGAUUGCUCCUUUGCUUCGAGGACGAGGAAGGGAAGCCAUGGAGAUUCAGGUACUCGUAUUGGAACAGUAGCCAGAGCUACGUUUUGACCAAAGGAUGGAGCAGAUACGUCAAGGAGAAGCAGCUCGACGCCGGUGACGUCAUUCUCUUCCAUCGCCACCGUGUGGACGGAGGAAGAUUCUUCAUUGGCUGGAGAAGACGCGGCGACUCUUCCUCCUCUUCAGACUCUUAUCGCCAUCUUCAGUCCAAUGCCUCGCUCCAAUAUUAUCCUCAUGCAGGGGCUCAAGCGGUGGAGAGCCAGAGAGGGAACUCGAAGACAUUAAGACUGUUCGGAGUGAACAUGGAGUGCCAGCUAGACUCAGACUGGUCCGAGCCAUCUACACCUGACGGCUCAACCACAUGUCCGAACAAUCACGACCAGUUUCAUCUUUACACUCAACAACACUAUCCUCCUCCGUACUAAAUGGCCCAAGCGAACCGGACACGUCAGCAAGGAUCGGC
Messenger RNA from Eruca vesicaria subsp. sativa (arugula), 975 nucleotides. The record is from the annotation of a GenBank genome assembly. NCBI's taxonomy places the organism in Eukaryota, Viridiplantae, Streptophyta, Magnoliopsida, Brassicales, Brassicaceae.